Sipha flava (yellow sugarcane aphid) is the source of this 1676-nucleotide messenger RNA. RefSeq lists its product as uncharacterized. The transcript is spliced from 8 exons. The record is from RefSeq and is a predicted model, not a curated record. The annotation marks the transcript as partial. Lineage: Eukaryota; Metazoa; Arthropoda; Insecta; Hemiptera; Aphididae.
CAUGGAUUAAAUUACUUACAAUUUCCACAAUACUAUUCAAAGCAACAAGAAAAUGAAUCCUUACCACUUUAUCUAAAUGCAAGUACAUUGCCAAAAAAAAAAAGAUUCAACGAUCCAAUAUUACCAAAACACAUAGACAACAAUACUAAGUUUGGCAUUUCAAAUAAAUGUCUGCAAAAAUCGUCUAUUCGCGAUUUAAUUUUUCCGAAUAGAGUAGUAAAUAAAACGUUCGGCAAUGAUGAAGAUGAAACAGAAUAUUAUAACAAUUAUAAGGGUGCCUAUCGUUCGAAUGGGGUCGGAAAACAGUUUAAUCGAAAGUACACGACCAACAUUGAUCCAGAUUAUCGGUAUGGAAUAACAUCGAAACCAUUACCGGCUGGUGUAUGGUUUAAAAACAACGUUCAACCUAAAAAACCAUCGAAUGAUAAACACGAUACCGAUUUCGUCACGAAAAUAUUGAAUAGUGGGAAUACCGUACGCGUUCGGUAUCCUUACAUCGACAAGCGCCAAGGAAAAUUCCUAGGAAGAUCGUACCUGAAAGCUGUUGAUGUUUUAACCAGAAACGAACCGGACGAAAAGUAUUUGGGCCGUAUUGCAUUAUUAUCGGCGAUCAAUAAAACCAAGGUGACCGUGAAAAAAAAGCAACGCGAUUUGAAGGCCAUGCUCGAAAUGUACAAAAGUCUUGACAAGGAAUCUACUGGUUGGCUGCCGCGAGAACAAGUGUAUGAGGUAUGUUAUCAACAUCAAAUCAGACCGGACAAGAAAUUGUUUGAUGUCGCCUUGGAUUUGAUACACGCCAUUAAGAACGAUAGGGUCCGAUAUGAUUUAUUUAUGGAUUUACUUGAUCCAAAUGUCAUGUUCUCAGUGGAUUUGAAAAAUGAAAACCACCAUGAAUAUAUCUCGACGUAUAAAAACGAUUACGAGAAUAGAUCGUCUCAAAAUGUCCGAUCAAAUAAAAAAAUCGAUUAUACCUGUACAUACGAUUAUCCACCUGUAAAGCCGGCAGUGUUCGCUCAUCAAGAUAGUUUUGGAUCCGAAACGGACGUUAAGACAGUAUUGAGCCCGACAAUAUUUACCCUUUACGGAUUAACUUAUAGAGACUUUUUCAUAGAGCGUAGUAAAGAAGUAAUACAAAAGUUAUUCAAAGACGCUGGAAUAAACUUGCCAAAUGAUACUUUCAAUCUUAUCUGGGAUAUUGCAUCUCAAAAAAGUGAUAACGACGGAAAAGUGAAUAUUGAAGGUUUUAGACAAGUGUAUAAUGAUUUUAAAGCUGGAAAAAUUCUCAAGAAAAAAUGACCAAAAAAAAUUCAACAAAUAUAGUUUCUAAAUAGUUGUUAUGUAUGACUCAAUGGUUGAAGAAGCUAGUGUGCAAAUAUAUAUCAAAUGAAGAAUGUUUUGAAAUGUUUUUUCUAUCUUCAAAACCUAGAUUUUAUAUAAUUAUCUUUGGAAGAUUAUUUUGAAUCUAAAAAUGAAUACUUGUAAUAUGAUAUAUUUCUUGCAAAUUUCUCAUGUGAAUUCGAUUUUGGGAUUGUCGCCCGUUUAAUCGCCAGGAUCAGAAAACGUGAUGGGCAUAUCGAUUUGUAUGAGAAUUCUACAUGAUAAACGGAAGUGAUCAUUAUUUAUUGUUAUUUCACAUAUCUGAUUAAUUAACACAGUUUUUAUUGUAAUAUAAUCAU